This is a messenger RNA of Cryptococcus wingfieldii CBS 7118, 663 nucleotides long. RefSeq lists its product as hypothetical. Lineage: Eukaryota; Fungi; Basidiomycota; Tremellomycetes; Tremellales; Cryptococcaceae. The transcript has 4 exons. Gene Ontology annotation, biological process: cell wall biogenesis; (1->6)-beta-D-glucan biosynthetic process. Bases 1 to 663 code for a protein of 220 amino acids. The record is from RefSeq and is a predicted model, not a curated record.
AUGCGAUUCGCUACUUAUGUCCUCGCCGCCUCCGCCGCCGUCCAGUCUGCCAUGGCUGGCGUCUACAUCACCAGCCCUGUGAACGAUACCGCUGCCAUCGGUGGCCAGGUGCUUGAAGUCAAGUGGGCCGACAACGGAGAGACUCCCACCGUCGCCGACAUUGGACCCUGCGAUGUCUCCAUCUACACUGGUUCUGUCAACAACCAGAUCAAGUUGCAGAACCUCGCCGCGAGCGUCGACGUCUCCAAGGCUAGCAGUAUCUCUGCUACCAUCGACCCUUCCAUUGGACAGGAUGACUCCCACUACUUUGUUCGAUUCACUUCCCUCUCCUUGAAGGACUCUACCAACUCCCAGUACCCCUACGAGGCGUUCUCCUCCAUGUUCUCUAUCAAGUCCAUGACUGGUGCUUUCAACGCCACCGUGUUCGCUGCCAUUGACGCGUCCUCUUCCUCCUCUUCCGCAGUAUCCUCCUCUGGAAAGGCUUCUUCCACUGCGUCUGGCUCGGUCGCUGCCGAUGUCGCUUCUGCCACCAAGUCUUCAUCCACCAGCUCUUCCACCAGCUCUUCCACCGCUUCUUCCUCUGCCGCCCUCACUCGCGUGGGCGGCGCUCCUAUGGCUCUCGCGCUCACCGUCGUUGGUGCCGCGAGCUACUUUAUCCUCUAA